This is a messenger RNA of Chaetomium strumarium, 2767 nucleotides long. Its product is annotated as L-Aspartase-like protein. Gene Ontology annotation, biological process: L-phenylalanine catabolic process. The transcript has 2 exons. Gene Ontology annotation, cellular component: cytoplasm. Lineage: Eukaryota; Fungi; Ascomycota; Sordariomycetes; Sordariales; Chaetomiaceae. The record is from RefSeq and is a predicted model, not a curated record. Gene Ontology annotation, molecular function: ammonia-lyase activity. Bases 418 to 2634 code for a protein of 738 amino acids.
CGCAUAAUUAAGUCUAAGAUGAAACUUUGCGUUCUGGACCGUCAGCUCUUCCUUCAUCAGCAAUCCAGCGCUGGUUGGAGGCGUAAUAUCAACCCUACUUCCUGCCAGAUGUGGCUUUGUAUAAAAGCGAGGUAAGCAUGAGACGGAACCCGAGCUUUUUCAGAAGUUGAUCCUGGAUAUCUCGAUCUCUCCUACUCCGGACGGAAAUCUAUUUCGGUCUUGCAGCUUGGAUGGAAAGGCUUCCAGAGCCGCGCCUGCCUCAUGGGGGUCGGGGUGUAGAUAUGCACGCAAAAGCCGCCACACGGAAGACAAAACGGCUUGAUCUGACAUCCCUUUCAAGAUUCCAUACCGCAACCUCUGUAGAAAUAUGAAACGCCUGCUGGCAGAUCCCACCUUUUUCACAUUUCAUUUGGGACAAUGGACAGCACAAAGACUACACCACACGCUACCGCUCUCCACUCAGACUGGGUUGCUUUGCAGGAAAGGCUCGGGACACAUGAGCCGGUGUUAGUCAAUGGCCGAGACCUGACCAUCGCGGACGUUGUAGCAGUUUCGCUAUACAAGGCCCAAGCACUGCUGACGAACGACCCCCGAGAUCUCCAACUUGUCAACGACAGUGUUUCGUUCCUUGACCAUCAGCUGGGGUCGGGCCACGUCAUCUAUGGCGUCAACACCGGGUUCGGCGGAAGUGCCGAUACAAGAACUCAGCAAUUCGAGCGGCUGCAGAGCGCCGCAGUCCAGCAUCUGAACGUCGGCAUUCUGCUCGAAGCUGACAAAACCGACUCUAUCACGAGCCAGCGAGCGAACGAUGGCCUGCUGCGUAGCCAUGCGCUCCCGACCCCUAUUGUGAAGGCGGCCAUGCUGAUCCGAUGCAACUCUUUGAUGCGGGGCCACUCCGGUGUGCGAGUCAGUGUGAUUGAGUCCGUCAUGAGGCUCCUGUCGCUGGACAUGAUUCCGGUGGUGCCGUUACGCGGUAGCAUCUCGGCGUCGGGGGAUCUGUCAACCUUGUCGUACAUUGCUGGCGCGAUCGAGGGCAACCCAGACAUCUUCGUCAAGGCCGUUAGCGAGGAUGGCAAGACGAGCACAAUCUCGGCACACAAAACCCUCAAGGUCGCCGGGCUGGAACCGGUGCGUCUCCAAGCAAAGGAGGGGCUAGGAAUCACCAACGGCACUGCACCCAGCUGCGCGGCAGCAUGCAUUGCGAUACACCAAGCCAACCAGUUAGCCCUCCUGACGCAACUCCUGACCGCGAUGGCGACCGAAGCCCUCGACGGCACCGCCAACAACUACCACUACUUCAUCUCUGCCGUCCGCCCGCACCGCGGCCAAGCCGAAGUUGCUCACAACAUUUUGUCUUUCCUCCACGGCUCCCGAAUCAGCCCUCCUUCCAGCCCCUCUAACAGUAGUGGCGCGACCGACAUUCGGCGCACCGGCCUCGCUCAAGACCGCUAUGCCUUGCGCACUGCACCACAAUGGAUUGGCCCGCAGCUGGAGGACCUCCUCCUCGCAACUCGCCAGGUUGCCACGGAACUUAACUCAACCACCGACAACCCCCUGAUCGACGUCGAGUCCCGCAGCAGAGGCCAAGUCCACCACGGAGGCAAUUUCCAAGCCCACGUCCUGACGUCCGCCAUGGAGAAGACGCUUCUUGCCUUGCAGAACCUGGGCCGCCUGCUCUUCGCGCAGAGCUCGGAGCUGAUCAAUAACGUAACCAACAAGGGCCUGCCGCCGAACCUGUCGCUCGACGACCCCUCGGCUAGCUUCACCUGCAAGGGGUUCGACGUUAACAUGGCCGCCUACGCGGCCGAGCUGGCCUAUCUGGCGCGCCCCGUCAGCGCGCACGUGCAGGUGGCCGAGAUGGCCAACCAGAGCGUCAACUCGAUGGCGCUGGUGGCGGCGCGGUACGCGCUCGAGGCCGCCGAGGUGGUGGCGCUGAUGGCGGCUACACAUGUCUACGUGCUAUGCCAGGCGCUAGACCUGCGGUGUCUGAGGUUGGAGUUUGGGGCCAAGGUUAGGUGCACCGUGGAGGAUGUUUUGCGAUCGUGUUUCUUUACAGGUGACGAUGCACGUGCCUCCGCUGCCGACAACGAAGUAAACCGGACUGCUGGGACAGUGAAAGAAGCGAUCAUGCAGCGGUGGGAUCAGUUGUCCCAUCUGGAUCUGCCAGAUCGGUGUAGAACUGCGGUGGGAGAAUCGUUGGCUACGGUGCUGGAGAGUCUUGGUGAUCGAGCCUCCUUGGAAGGGCUCCGGAAGUAUGAGAAGCAGAUGGCUUUCACUCUGCAUGUCUGCUACGCCGCUGUACGCGCCAAUUUCGUCUUCCAGCCACAAACGCGCCACUACAUCAGUCCUGCAUCGAGGGUCGUCUACGACUUUGUGCGCAACGAGUUGAAGAUUCCGCUCAACAGAGGUGUGCAAGACCAUCCUCCGCUGCAGCAGCAGCAGCAGCGGAGGGCCGAGGUUCUCGGGACGGGAGCCGGUGACGCGUGCGAGAGAACUACUGUUAGAGACGCUUUGCUCCCUGAAGAACAAGUGGAUGCUCGGAGCAGGACCCUGGGGACUAUGGCCAGCGAGAUCUAUGAAGCACUGCGCCGCGGCGAGCUGCAUGAUCGUAUCAUGCGAUUUUGCCAGAACUAGGGGAUUUGGGAUUUGUGAGCCGAGCCGUACACCGUCGUUGGAGAGGAGAUUGAAGACGAAACUGCGGGCUGCGGGCCUGCGGGCAGGGACGACAAUAAGAACCUAGAUUGUACUGUUAACCACUCUGUCGGAG